This is a messenger RNA of Alligator mississippiensis (American alligator), 5228 nucleotides long. It is a transcript of the gene IRF7, whose product is annotated as interferon regulatory factor 7. Gene Ontology annotation, cellular component: nucleus. Gene Ontology annotation, biological process: regulation of transcription by RNA polymerase II; immune system process. Gene Ontology annotation, molecular function: protein binding; RNA polymerase II cis-regulatory region sequence-specific DNA binding; DNA-binding transcription factor activity, RNA polymerase II-specific. The record is from RefSeq and is a predicted model, not a curated record. The transcript has 12 exons. The coding region runs from base 170 to 1987 and encodes 605 amino acids. Lineage: Eukaryota; Metazoa; Chordata; Crocodylia; Alligatoridae.
GCGUCUGUACUAAGCACUCUUUGAUAUUAUUACAACAAUUCAGACAGCCCCUGGUAACAUCCUUUGGAAACAGCAAAGGUUCCAUUGGAUCGGCACAAACUCCAUUUGGUAGGCAGGGAGCGAACUGCCCAGCCCUUGAGUCUGCAACUCGUCUGAGCCUGGCUGCACCAUGGCUACUUCAGAGAAUGAAGGGGAUUCUCAGAAAUUGCGUUUUGGCCCCUGGCUGAUUAAAGAGAUCAACAGCAACAAGUAUGAAGGGAUCCGCUGGACAAAUGAAGCCCACACUGAGUUUCGUAUCCCUUGGAAACACAAUUCCAGGAGGGAUAUUACCAACAAUGAUAAUGAGAUUUUCAGGGCCUGGGCCAUUGCCAGUGGAAAGUACCAUCCAAAUAUCCAAGAUCGAGCCAGGUGGAAAACCAACUUUCGCUGUGCCCUGUGUUCCACUAACAUGUUCGUGAUGGUGGAAGAUAAUUCCAAGAACUCCGACGACCCCCACAAAGUGUACAGAAUCAAGCAGCCCCUCGCUGUGGCAACAAACAAUGCUCCCGCUACUGCAAACCAUAUACUGCAGGAGGAUAAAGACGACAAAGACAAGCUUGACAUGAGACCUCCUACUGUGAAAGUCCCCAUUCUGUCACAACCUACAUCUCGGAUAGAGCUGCAGAUAGAAAAUGGUUUUCAGAGUUUAUCACUGAGAAACCCUCCUCAAGAAAUGGACAGCAUGCAGGCUGGAAGGGCAGACUACUACCUCUUUCGGGAUCAGAUGAACAUCUGCCAUCAUUCCACUUCAAAUGAUUACCCUGAUGAACCUGACCUACUGGAGUGGUUUAUGAGCCCUUCGUUGCUGCCCCUCAUUGCUGGAGAGGAAGGUCCAUACUAUCAACCAAACCAAAGUAAUUACCCCCAAGAGGAGAACAGAGUGCCAAAUGGACCAGUGGAGAAUUAUACCCCAGUUAUCCACUGGGCAGUCGAACCUGUGGCAGAAUUCCAUCCAGUGCAGAAUGGUUAUACCCCUUCUGCUGCUUCAUUUCUCCAGCAGGACCUUUCACACAGUGCUGCCAUACCUGUUACAGGUCACCUUAAUAACACAGGAAUCCUGUCUGAAGGGAGAUCUCAGCACAGCAACCACCCUGGUAACCAGAACAUCUUCCUGAAUGAAGCCCCUGAUGGAAAUGCCACUGUCUAUCAAACUGAGCUAGCAGAGAAUGGCUCUAACCAGUUGGCGGACCAGUGGAUGGCCCCCGCCUCAGCGGAGCAGAUUAUGCUCAACCCCCAUGCUGCCCCCCUUCCACAGGAACCUUCUCACAACACAGUCCCUCUGCUGAACAACACAGGAACCGUCCCACCCAAUCUGGAGAUCACCAUCUACUACCGGGGGAAGCAGUCCCACCUCGUGGAAGUGACCCAGAGCAAGUGCCUGUUCACAUACAAUAAUGAAGACCCUGCCCUCCCCCAGGACUGCAUGCAGGUGGUGCAUUUCCCAAGUCCAGACCAUUUGGCAGAUCACAAGCAGGUUCAUUUCACCAAGCAUCUGCUCCAGAAUGCCAGGCUGCAGCUGGAGCAGCGAAACAACAGGAUCUAUGCCCGACGCCUGGAUAAAUGCAAGGUUUUCUGGGCCUUCUCCAAGCAGCUGGCCAAUAUGACUCAGUGCCCUGAGCCUAGGCUGCUGCCACGCAGUACAGAUGUGGAGCUCUACAACUAUGAGGCGUUCUGGGAAGAGCUGAAGGACUUUCAUGAGCACCGCAGGGAGUGUUCUCCUGACUUCACCAUUUACCUUUGCUUUGGGCAGUGCUUCUCAGAGACCAGGGCCAAGGAAACCAAGUUGAUCCUGGUAAAGCUGGUGCCUAAGUUCUGCGAGAAUCUCCAUGAGAUGGUGCUGAGAGAAGGCACCUCAUCCCUGAACAGUGGGAACCUGAGCCUGCAAAUGUCCACCUCUUUCAACAGCCUGUAUGCCUUCCUCGAGCAAUUCAGCAUGCAAAUCGAGUGAGCCCCCUCUCCUCCUAAAGUGCCUUCUGGGGGGCGAGUAACAGCUGCUCUCAUUCCAUGCCUGAGCCUCUGCAUGACUGGGCUACAUUUGAAAAUACUCCACCCCACCACCCUGCUAUUAGUGUGGGGCUUUAGGAUCCCAUCUGGAAACAUGGGCUAGAUGAGGUGAGGUCCUGUAAUAAAUGAAUGAUGCAGUUGAGAUCAGUCGGCUCAGCCGCUGUAGAACAGUCAUGCAUGUAUAACUAUGACACAUGAUUGCUCACUAAGGUCUUGCUUCCUCUUUUCUCAUUAAAGGAGCCUGGAUCACUUCAGCUCUCUUAAUAGAAGAGAGUCAGUCUUAUAUCUGUUAAUUUUUCUAGCCCAGCCUUUAGAAAGAUCACAUCCUUUGAUGAUCCAAGUGUAUUUUAAAAAAGGGGGGAGGGGUUAGAAAUGGGGGGAAGCAGGUCUUCCCAAAACUACAUACCAAGAGACCUUGAAAUAGUGAAUGAAAUCUUGACCUUAUUGCUUUUAAUUGGAGGGAGGGAGAGGGGGGUAGGUUGCUAUCUAUGGCUAUAAAGGUCAGGAUUUCAGCUGCCCGUUUUGGCAGUAUGUCAAGAAUGAAGAGCAUAUUUUUUUUUAUAAAACAGGCCUCCAUGUAGCUUUUUAAAUUCUCUUUACUGUUUAGGUUGUACAAGUAAAUCUUGGUUUUGUUUAGCUUCCUUUUGUUAACACAGGCCUUUGCAUUGCACCACAAGGUAUGCAGGGCUUUCCUGAGGGAUCCUUCUGGGAACGAGGGGGCCAGCUUGGGCCUCUGUUGGAGGCAACUGAUUUUCCAGAAAGGUUGUAUAUCUGCCUCUUUGAAGCCAGGCUUUUUUGAGGGUUCAAGCUGGCACACAAAACAACUAGCAAACCUGGCCCUUGCAGGUUGGUAGACAACAGGCUUGUAGACAACAGGCUGGCAGCAGGAAUAGCUUCUGGGUUUCUGUUCAGUGGUUGAAUUAAGGGACCCAUAUCUGCAUGGUCAGAAGCCUCUGGCUUGAGAGCUGUGCUGUCCCUUCCUUUAUAUUCCUGUACAUUCCUUAAUGGGCUAGAGGUCUUAGCUCAGCCCCUGAGCUAUUGGCCUCAGCCUUCCUCUUGUCUGACUGGGACACCAGAGCUGCUCUUUUCCAGCUGGCUAGGAAUGGAUCCCAUUUCUACACCAACUGCUGCUAUCACUCAUCUUGUUCCAGUUAGGAAUACAAAAAAGCUCCUGGGGUGGGGGGAGAAUCUGAUCUGUUUAGAGUCCAUGACAAAUGGAAAAACACAGUUAGCCCUAAAGCUUGCAAAGUACCUUGGAAAUUGGGCUGCUUGCCUCAAAAGUAGGAAGAAGAGAUGGAAAGGGACAGCUACAGGGGAAAGUGGGAGAGGAACAGGUGAGCUGAGCAAGGUUGACAGCAGCUUCUUACCUCAUUGGCCACAUGCAUCAACUCUUCUGGAAAAGCAGCAGCUCUUCUGUCUCUGGGCGGAGGAUCUUCUAGGAGCGGGUAUUCACGACUCAAAUGUUUAAUGGGUCGUUUCAGGUUUUUUUGAUGACGUCCUAUUUCAUGACACGAUACAGCCAUGUGGUCCUUCCAGUCCCUGCAGCCUAGCCAAUGCUUUUAUUGGGAGAUGACUGCUUACCUAAGCUGCAGGCAGUUUUCACCCCGAUGGGUUGUAAUUCUAUUAAUAAUCUAGAGAGAUUUAGUGAGAGAGGCAGCCAAUGACACUCCAGGUCCUCUGAAUUUGGCUUGGGAGGUUGCAAUGGCUGUAGGUAACAGAUAUAAGAACGUCUAGACCCCACAGUCACUGGUGUCCCUGUUCCAAAUAUGUUCUACAGCAAUUUUUUCUAUCUGAACAAAAGGCCCUAGCUAUAUUGCAGAUCGUGCCUCAACUCCAUGCACAUUAGCGUUAACCUGUCCAUACAGGCCACAUUGCACAGCCAUAUUUCCAUCAGUCCAGCACGAGGAGCUCUUCUACUGUGGUGCAGAAUUUCUACUAUGGUGCAAAGCAAUGUUGUCCUUAUUUGCAGAGAUGGGAGGUAAAACGGUCUCCCUAUUGCAAACAUGGUUUAGAAACUCAUUUUUUGCACAGAGAGGGGCUGUGGGAUUGUCAGAUCUCAGUGCAACUACAUGGUUGUUGACAACCAUCUAUAGGGACAUGAACUGCAGCGAGACUGCUGUGUUUUUUAGUCUGUAGUGGGGACAGGCUGUUAGCUGUCAGCAUGAAAUGCCAGCAUGGUUUGAUGUGAAGCAGCAGGGUCUAUUGAGCUAAAUGCACUUUGUAAGCUAUCUAGUUAGAAAGCACCUAAAUUACUUGAGCACCUUCAAUAUCCUAAACAGAGGGAAUUUCCUUUUUGUACCCAAUUUGGAGUAUGAGUUACACCUCUAUUAUCCUUCUGUUAAGAUCUGGGCCAGGGACUGGAAGAAAUACAAGGACACUAAAAGCACCAGCUUUUUUGUGGCGAGGCCAUCAAACCCCAUGGCUCAGCAUCUGCACUACACCGUGAGGUGCUAAAUCAAUAUUUUGUUAUAAAUACAAAGUUUGGUACUGUACUUUAAUAAAUUUGUUUUAGGUAUUGCUUUCUCCCAUACACUUGAAUAAAAGGCCUUCUUCAACUGGUUCCAACUGACAUAGCCCCACGGAGAUCAAGGGAGGCUUAUAUUAUCUACAAAAGUGGCCUUUGAUGAUGUUAAUCAGGAAGUGGCUAAUAGUCACUGAAGGCCUAGUCCAGAUUCUGCGUGAGUCUGAGUAGUCUCAGCUGCUAACUGACAUCAGAAUUGGGUCUCAAGGAAAAAAAAAAAAGACCAGCAUCAAGUUGGCAGACCUAGAACUCAUGGCUCUCUAUGAGGGGGACAAUAGUGAACAUCAGGAAUCAAUUGAAGAAACAUGGCCUCAAUCCAAAGUCCAGCAUGAACCAUUUCAAGGGACUCUCUUGGCUUUGGAUCCAUCGUACGAUGCUGAAGGCAUCACACAUUUGACAGCCUGUUGAUAAUGUCUAAUGAGGGAGAAUCAUUGCAAUAGCACACUUGGUGUGCUAGUUUUUGUACAUAGUUUUAAUUUAUACCUGAGGGUUUUUUUCCCCCCCACCUUGUAUCAAUUCUGCAUAGAGCAAACCUCUCCUGUACAUCAGCUGCUGACAUGGGGGGGGAAUUAUUUUAGCAUUGCUUUUUCUGCCAUAUUGACAGCAUAGCUAAACAUGUGCAUUUUUUCUAUGCGUUUGUGUAAAUAAAAUGACAUGUCUACAA